UUGCGUAACUAGCGUUUGCUUUCAUUAUCAAAAUUAUCUUGUGACGUUUUCUAUCGGCGUUUUUCUACGCAUUACAAUACGUUUCAAGGUCGGUAUUGUUUGUAAACAACAGGUGGUUGGCGCUAGGUAUUCAGGCUACCAGCUGAUCGUAAAGAAAAAUAAAGAAACAACAAAUGCACUACUACAUAAGCGUUGUGGGUAUAAACAUCGAUUCGAAUGACAUCUGUCAAAACAGAAAAUUUCUCCGUAUUCUGACAUAAAAUAUUGUAGAUGAUCCACCAUUAGUCAUAUGUGCUUUUCACUUUAGAUAUAUCAAGUGCGGAUAAUUGAAACUCAACAUACUUGAGAGGAUUAUUUUCAGUAGAUAGUAUUUCAAAGACAGGAGCUAAAAGUUACUCUUUAGGGCCAAAGGUGGGUCUGCAGAAAUGGAUAAACUUUCUAUCUUUGGUGGCUUGCAGAAAUCGAUCGAUACUUUAAAAUCAACAGAAUGCAGCCAAAAGGAGAAAAUCACCCACUUUGGCCAAAUCAGCGAAGCGAUUGUAUCCUACAGAUCGAACUCGUCGAGCAACAGCUUUCAGAACCACCUGAGCGCAGCGAUCGGUACAUUGCUGAUGUUUUGCGAAGAAACCGAUUCUUCCGUACGGAUGAGUGCGGAAGAGAAUCUGAACCGCAUUGUCAGAUUUUGCGAAGGCAAUGGAAGUAUCGUUAGGGUGCAAGUCGAUCUGUACCAUGAGAUAAAAAAGAAUGGAAAUGAAAAAGCUCUUAGAGUUUGUUUGGCACUGUUUGCACAUUAUUGUGGAGCUAUUAAGCAGCGUAAAGGGAAAACUUAUGCGCAGAAUUUGCUGCCUUGUAUUUACGCUAUAUCGAAACGAAGAGAAGUUCAAGUGUUGGAAAGUUUAGCUGCAUUUAUAAAAGUGUUCAGUGAAAAUCUGGGAAGCUACAUGACUGAUGGAGAAGUUCUUAAAAUAACAGAAGUUUUCGUAGAAGAUUUAGCAGCCGAAUGUACGACGAAGCGACGAUGUGCUGCUCAAAAUAUCGAUUCAUUUAUAGAUCGGUCCAGAUGUCCUGAGUUCUAUGCGAAUAACACUUUCAAUCGUUGCAUCGAAAUGCUUAUGAAAAGUCAGGAACAAAAUGCUGUGCUAGGAGUGUUGACAUGUUUCCGAGGGAUUCUGCCGAUAGUGUUGAAGCACUCAACACCGGAAAAGUCGAUAGAGAUUUUCGAUCUCGUUUUAUAUUUUGUCAUAGACGGCAAUCAUAGUGUUGUAAAUGCUGCGCUGGAAGUGGCAGAUGUAAUAUUGAACAAUUUUCAGCCUGCGGCGAAGAAAGCACUGAUUUCGGUGGAUAUGGAGCACCGCGUAUGGUUACUGAAAAGAAAAACUUUGAAAAAUUCAGUAUUCAAAAUAAAUAUGAGCGAAAGUAUGCUCAAUUCUCGAAAAUCUAGCACUGACGCUGGUAGAGAUUUGUUGAAACCGGAUAAGAGCAUGUCGUUCCUACAGGUGACAUCCACCCCAACAAAAUUCACACCAGGCGACGAUAAAUCCUUGGCAUCUGCAUCUGAUUUAGAACUUGAUUUUUCAAAAUGCGUGGAUAUUGAACAUUCGCUACAGAUAGCCAGCUCUAGUCCAAUGAAGGAUGUGAAAGCGAAAACCUGUCAGUCUGAUAACAUUUCUUUGAAAAGCCAAAAGUCAACAGAUUCUAUCGGUUCGCUCAUAAAUACUUUUCUCGUAACCAGCACCAAUGCCGGUGAGUCGAUGAGUAAGUUCUUUAGAAAAUCUUUCGAUUCGCCUGCAUCUGGAUCCACACCAGCCAAAGAUGCCGAUAGCGUGAAACGAUCGGAGGACGAUGAUCUAUCGCUGGAAUCGUUAGCCAGCAGUCAAAUUUCGAUACAGAGUAGUAAUGCCGACACUAUAAAAAAUGAGUUGGAUGUGAUGCUGGAAGUUGAUGAUUCUACUAUGACCGACACGUUAACAAUGCAGGAUGCUGAUCCAGCGAAUUAUGGAACUGCACAAGACGAGCUACGGGCAGAAACGCCUAUGGCUUCUCUAGCUAGUGCAAUGGAGGACAUUGACGAGCCAUGCGAAAGUGUGACGCGUGAUGUUUUUAUAGGAUCAAUUCAUGAUCAAAACAUUCUCGAUUAUACCGCGAGGCUGAUUGCAUCCAAGUUCUUGCUUGCUGGAACCAAACAUGGACUCAUACCAGAUUACAAUGUUCGCGUCUCAGUAAAAAGUAUGUCUUUGCAGAUACUUUCCCAGUGCGUUAAACUAAGACCGGAAGUUCUCUUGCUGACGUUGGAGAAAAAUGAACCAAAAGAUGAGUUCGACGUGGUGGAAAUUCUGAAUUUGGAAGAUGCGAUUAACGAGAUGUCAAACAACGAGGAGACCCCACCCUCCGGUGCAGAAAUGGUUGCUGCAUCCGAACCGGAAGGGUUGUUGGAAAUCAAAGAGGACCAUUUCGGGGAAUGCACGAGCACAACUUAUUUUGAGUAUUUUUCUCCCAUGAGUAUCAGCCUCGAUCAAGGGCUCACAUCGCUUAAGUCAAAACUGAAAAUGGUUGAAGAAAAUUUCAGCAUAAUGGCCACUGACAGCCAGGAUAAAUUAAGUAAGGAACUGGAUGCUAUUCUUUCACAAUCGGAGUGUAGCGGAAUGGCAACUAGGAAAGGAGAGCGUAGAAAAGAGCUUCUGGUUGUACCAAAGGUUAUUACUAGCAGGGGAGACAUUGUAACAAAACGUUUAGAUUCCGACAACGACGAAGAUCAACAGGUGCUUGCAGAUGUAUUGCUGUUUUACAACCACGCCGAUCAGAUGUUGAGAGCGAAUGUCUUACAAAUAAUUGGAAAUUUCUUAAGAGCGGUUUUGGAGUCUCAUGGCAGUACUGAUGCUUUUCUUACCUAUAACGAAAAAAAGAACGCGUUUAAAAAAUAUCUCACCGAAGACGUUUUGUUGCAAGUCAUCAUUCAGGGGUUCUCUGAUGAAAUUCACAUUGUGGUAAACCAAGCGUUGAGCGCAUUUGAACUUGUUUUUAUGACGUAUUGUAAACAACAGCCUUUUAAUGGUGUUCAGAAUAGAAAUUGCGCGUCAAAUUCUGUUGAUUUCAGUUUUCAAAAAACAUCAAAGACAAACUUUUUUAUGAAUGAGAAUGAUCAACCGAAGACAAGUCCACAGGACAUUCUCGGUCAACUGUUCCUUGUAUUUAACAACAAGUACUGGUUGGUGCAAUGCAAAGUGUGUGAAGUGUUUGUGAACAUAGACUUCAAAACUCUUAGAGCAACGAUUGGCGUUGAGCAAACGAAGCUGAUCCAGGAAAAAUUCUUCCAGCAAAUUUUAAUACUUUUGCGAAGUAGCGAUUUCCGAGUUAGAAACCACGCAGGAGAGAAGCUCAUUUGCUAUAUAGAAAAUAUUUCUGGAACACACUGUGCAGAAAAAGAAGAUGGGAUUAUUGGAAGCUUUGUCAAAGAACACGUACUAUCAUGCUUCGCGAAUCCUAUCGAUGUCCGAUAUUUCUCUCACCCAAACAAUAGUCAAGACCUCGAUACUAAUAUUGCAAAAGUUUUGUAUACUCUCAGCAACAAGCUUCUCGACUUGAGUGAUCGUAACCAAUUGUUUGGGUUUAUUAACUUUCUUAAAAUGCUGAUCGCCAAAUACAAUCCUUUCGACUAUGUGGAUAUGUGGAAUGAAUUUAAUUUAUUAAAUGUUAUUUCAAGUUUGAUGACAGAGCAUACAGCAACAGCACUCGAUCUAACUGCGCAGAACGAUUUGUUGGAGAUAUGCUCUACGCUAAUGAUUGUCACAAUAUCAUCGAAGCCAAUUACCGGCAUGGACAACGAAGUGAUUGAUAAGUUUAUCUUUCACGUUCUGAAGCUGUUGAACAUAUAUCAACAUCUGCUGUUAUUGCCCGUGCCAGUACAAAAACCACCCAAAGGAGAAUUGUUCGCGAACCCUAAAGAGCUGCAGCUCAUCAAUUGUUUCGGAUACUUUGGAAACGAUCCGCUGUAUGUGAAGUUGUAUAAUUUGCUACGAAAAGUAUACGAAAGUUAUAAGAUCACCAUCUCAUCGGAAAUAAAUCAAAAGUUCUUCGGUCUUCUACGGACAACGAUUACAAGCCUCUGGCGCAUUCUGGAAAUCAAAAACAUCUCAUCCAUGACCAACGGUUUCAAAUUCAUCGAAGAGGUUUUGCGAUAUUUGAUCACGUUUCUACCAUACGAACCGGAGCACUGUGUCCGCUGCACCAGAUUCUUGUUACGUUUUCUCUUCAGCUGCAAUUAUGCCAACCGUCUGGAGGACGUCGCCUAUUUUCGAGAAGCCAGUCAAUCGCUUUCGCUUUCCGAUGCGGUCGAAUGUCGGAAAUUUUUCGAUCGGUAUUAUGAGUUCUGCAAGUGCAAGAAUAUUACCUCCGUUUCGGAUCUGGGAAGUUACAUCAAGCAGUUUGAGCAGAUGGUAAUCGCAUGCUUAAAAAUAUACUCAAAAACAACAGCAAAAGUACAGACGGUGAUUCUUAAGUUGCUGUGUCAGCUUCUCGAUUUCAAUAUAAAUUAUCAACUAUUGGACUCUAGUAACGUGUUUGUUGAAAGUGUUCUCAAACAUGUAGAACUACUGGAAACGGGAUCAAUUCCGGACGCAGAGCGACUGAUGCCAUGCAUAGUCAAAUUUCUAUUUAUUCUUUCCCAUUCGAAAGAUCGUGCUAAAAUUAUUAACAUUCCAAAGAUAAUUAAUAUCUGUGAUAAUUUGCUGGCCAAUGCUCUGAUUAGGAAAACGGCAAUAGCAUCACUGCAAUCUUUGGUGCAUGAGAUAUUUCUACUGUAUAAAGUGGCACCUUCCGGUCUGGGCUCUGAACUGUUAAUGGCUGAAGUGGCCACGCAAAAGGAGGUCAUUCUGAAUAUGAUGAUCAAGUUUCCCGAAGAAGUCAGGUGCUAUGAAAUUGCGCCGAUGGUUCUUCUGGUUGAAAGACAGACAGUACCAGGGAAAUACGAACCGGAAAUAUGGAAUGCAUUGAUUGGAGCCAUGCAAGAGAAGAAAAUGGUGAUCAACUGUGACCGUGAAAGACUAAUUUUGAAAAGAGUGUUGGAAACGGUGAAUGGUGGCGUGAACCAGGAUGCGGCAGUUGGACGCGGUAUAUUGGGAACCGUUAAUGAUAUCUUCAAAAGUAGAGACUUCACGACGAAACAAAAACUGAUGUAUUAUCAAAUAAUUUUUGAAAACAUCGUGCUCAAAUAUAAAGAGGACGAAUUAUUACAUCAAGUAGCACCGUUUUCCGACGAAGGUCCUGAAACAAUUGCCGAGACAUAUUUGGCAAACUUAUUGUGUGACAUUUUGUACUCACUGAUUGAGGGUUAUCAAGCGCAGAAAAAAGACACAGUUUUAAAAAAUAAUAUGAUUGAUUUUAUACGAAUCAUUGGAAAAAUGCAUAUUUAUCCAAAAAUCAAACUAGCAUUUUUGAACACGUUGAGGAUCAACACAAUAAUCCAGGUUAAUGAAGACUAUUUGUACCACGCUUGCAUCUGCAUUCUUCUGAUCAAAUUUGGCUUUGAAUUCAAAAUGAUAACAUCAACAAUCAGCGAACAACAUGGAACCGUCGCCUAUGAACAGUUGAUCGAAAUAUUAAUCCAAAUGUUUUCUGACCGUGAAAAAGCAUCAGCUGAUUUUCCCUCUACCGAUAUCUCAUAUCUGAUAAAUGAUCAUUUUGUAACCUUACAAACCCACUUCGAUUCAUUCCUUGUACGCUACAUUUCCUCCCCUGAGUACUCUGACGUGAUUGUGAUGAAAACGAUUGCUACUAUUCGCCAACGAAAGGUGUCCAGUUCUACAUUAUUCAAUUUGUUGGAAAAAUCCAAUCUUAAGAGCCUUCCGUUGCUGACGGAGGGGCUAAUUGAUCUGCUAGGAGAAACCAACGUAAUUAUAGCUCGUAGAUCUGCCAUGGUGCUGGAUGAAAAAUUAAAUGCUUUACUGAGAGUUACUCCGCUUGAUAGCGAAAGCGUCGGAUCCCUUCUUCCACGUCAAUAUUACGAGCAACUAUUUAGCAGUUUUACGCCAGAGCGUCGUAAAAGGUUUCCAAAGUUAUUCAAAACUGCGUUACUGCUAGUUCGCUUCUAUGAAGGUCUGAACAUACCGCAAGAUCUUGUUACACAGAUCGAUACGCAAAACCUCAAGCAGCUAAAUACCGACGAGGAAUGGUUCUUGGAUCAAAUUAGCUUCCAUUGUACGAGAAAAUCAUAUACAAAACCGAAAAACAUAGCCCGCAUGCUACAAGAAGUCAACUCUGAAAGCAAGCUCAUCAAUCUGCUCUCCAAUUCUAACUUCAACUUCCGUUUGCUCCGAGAAGUGAUUGCCACAGCAUUCGAAAAUAUGUCGCACAUGUUCCGUAUAGAUUGCGUACAAUUUAAUCCGCACCUGAACUAUCUCAAAGUACAUCCCAUGUUGAAAGUUGGUUUGAUUGUGCUAAUGAGAAAGCUGGAUGAAAUAAAUGCCACCCCGGAGGACGCACUCGACGAGAAAGCCGUAUUGCACUGUGUGAAAGCCGCAAUCUGCUUCCUGGAAAAUGUAAUUUGCCUGGAACAUCUUUGUUUAAUCUACGUUGAAGCACGAUUCAUAGAUCGAUUCAUCAAAGACCACAUUUUGAAGUCAAACUUUUACGAAUCGCUUCUACUGUUAGCUUUGAAUUGUGCCAAAUUUAUUCGAACGAAUAGGCAGACAUCCAAAACAAAUGACGCCACAUCAAUCCAGCUCCAUCUUAAAUGCAUCCACCUUAUCCUGCAGCAAAAGUGUCUCUGGUCAGAACUUAACCAAAACGACAAAUAUUUAGAAGUGCAAGAUCUCCUCAUCCGGAUGGUAUUCGAACUCGUCACUGGACAUUUGCAGGGAACCCACUUCCUGCAAUGCUACCAAGCACCGGAACUUUUCAACGAUCUCAUUGCGAACCACUACGAACAGGUUGAGGUUUGUCUACAAGCUCUACUAGUGGCACAGUACAUCUCCGAACGCGACUACAUUGAAGAAGGGGCACAUUUGGCGGAGUAUCCGAAACAAAUGAUGACCACGGUUGACUCGGUGGCAAUAUCUCUGCUGAAAAUGGAUCGCUUCUACUCGAUCGCCAUGACCCCGAAGGAGGUGUUCAACUGUUACAGUUUGGACGUUGACGUCGAUCCAAUGAAGUUGCCCUCAGUACCGAUUGAUUAUCUGUACGAGCUGGAUACUUUGGAGGUUUAUCUGAAAAGGGUGAACAUAUUUGGAUAUUCAUCGAAACAACAGUUUGAAGAGUUGUUCAUGUCACUGUUGGUGCUGAUUAAUCGCGAAGGUGAUCCAGAAAUUAUGAACUACCAGGAACAAUACGAAAUUAAAAAAAUGUGCCUCACUGCAAUUGGUAACCUGCUGUUAACAUGCUACAAAUACCCAAGAAUUGGUUUCGGUAAUGGCAAAUACCAUCAUGUGCCUCGUUAUUCAACCAUCAAAUGCACUACCGUUGGCGCGAAGAAACUUCACAGCAUCCAGCUUCUAAUACCUUCCAACAGCGUUUUCUAUCAACCAAAUUUGGAACGAAAGCUUUCGGUUUCUACCAAUGACGAUGGAUUGUGGACGAACGAUAAUGUGAUUGGAACGAACGCUUUUUUGGCGAAUCAAUUUUCCAUCUACUUCGCGUGGCAAACUUUGGAGAGUUCCGAGAAUGAAUCCCUGGUAUACAAAAACCUCAAAUACUUCAUCGAGAAGGCUAAUUUGGACGUCACGAGUUCCGUACAGUUGAUUUACGGAAUUUUAGAGCAAAUGAUUGAGGAUAACUACGCUUUAAUUCUACCGCUUGUGGUGCAGUUUUGCGAAAUCUGCGAGAAUAGAGACCAAAUACGACACCUUUAUAAUCAGGUACUUGCUCUGCAGGAAAAAGUCCCAAUGGAAGAUACGUUAUCGCAACAGCAUAUUAUAUACUUAUUAUGCAAGAUGGCAGCACUAUUAGUACCAACAAUGGCAGAAUUGACACAUCUCUGUACAAUCAUUCCAACAUAUUUGAAAAGCACCCAGCUUUACAUCAGGAAUUCAACAUUAAACGGAUUAUCCUGUCUGCUAGAGUGUCUGGUCCUUUCAAAUACCACCAUGGGUGGUCUCAGUGAAGAGCUGCAAUUACUACGAAACAUAGUCGUUAAUUACGUUGUGAAGCAUGGAAUCAUAGAUGAAAGUGCGACAACUUACAGUGAUAUGCACUCGAAACUUGUAUGGUCAUUAAACUUCUUUUUAAUCGAAACAACUUCACGAUACGUAGUGGAUUGCAAUUUGUUGCAGAACAGCAUAAUUUCUGCGAACAAUAUUCUCAAACGGACAACAAAUCUGGAAAUUUACUUAUGCAUUCUUAAUGGUCUCGAACGGCUUGUGCUCACCAACAGUGCCAGCCGACAACUUUUGGAAAGGAUUGAAAAACUAUCCCUCGAUCUAGUCAAACUGGACAAUGAAAUGUUUGCCUUGGCAGCGCUGAAGUUGCUGCUAACGUGCAUCUAUCACAGCUCAGAUGAACAGUUGGAAAACACUGAACGAUCCAACGGCAUUGUCCAAGACGAACCGGAGAUAAUCAUUCAGCAGAUAGAGAAAAUCGAAAUACUGUUCGCCAAAAUCCGUACAACUACGCCUCAAGGAGCGAAAAUCUUCGGCAACGUGUUGUGCCAGCUGAUCCGGGACCUGCUACCUCCGAACGAAAUCCUCACCAAAGUUUUCAAAGAGUUGAUGCUGAAUCAACCAAAUCCGGACAUCAUUGCCAUCCUGACCUAUCAAGUGUUCCGGUCGGCAAUCGAUUGCUCCUAUUUGGCUUUGCUUCAGGAAUGGCUGAUUUGCUCAUUACCGAACUUUCUAGCAUUGCCUCAGAUCAACAAAUCCGUAUGGUGUUUGACAGUCAUAUUUUUGUCCGCUUCACUUAAUCAACAUUUGUUGAAAAUUUUCCCGGAGGUUCUGUCGUUACCAUCGUACCAGCAGUUGAACGAACGGGAGAUUAACAAUCUGAUCAUUUCGGCUAAGGAUUUCUAUCGCCGGUUGGACCCAGCGCAAAAAUCAAAGUUCAGGGAAAUAUUCCAGCAAAGCGAAUCAUAUGUGUAUCAGGGCCUUUUGCAGAGUCUCUAGUUUGGUGCUAGUUUGUAAUGAAUUCGACGUUAUUUAUUGGAAAUCUAUAGAUAUAUUAUUUGUAAAAUAUUUAUAUGCUAGUAUUUAUCAAACCAAUAAAGAAACACCCAAAUAACAGAACA
Molecule: messenger RNA, 9208 nt
Organism: Armigeres subalbatus
Lineage: Eukaryota; Metazoa; Arthropoda; Insecta; Diptera; Culicidae
Gene: htt
Product: huntingtin
Exons: 14
Coding region: 426-9086 (2886 amino acids)
Cellular component (GO): cytoplasm; nucleus
Source: RefSeq, a predicted model, not a curated record